Messenger RNA from Cylindrotheca closterium, 2193 nucleotides. The record is from the annotation of a GenBank genome assembly. NCBI's taxonomy places the organism in Eukaryota, Bacillariophyta, Bacillariophyceae, Bacillariales, Bacillariaceae.
AUGACAAUUCGCUCUUCUUUCCAAUCAGCAAGAAGACUUGUAACGCUUACAAUUCCUUCAGUGAUCCUACUUUUGCUUCAUCUUAUUGAGCAAACGACAGCGUUUCAGCAGCAGCAUUCAGGAAGUUCCUUUUCCUUCAGACAACACCAAGUAUCAACAUUCCACUACCCUGUAACAACAUGUCCGUUGUCAGCUCCUGAUGCUGCCGUUCUUGACACGGCAGAUGAUUCUACACAGGAGGGCGAGAUACAGCUUGAGUAUGACUGGGAUGAGCAAUUUCAGGAGCUAUUGUCCUUCAAGGAACAAUAUGGCCACUGCAACUUUCCGCAAAAUGCUCCCGACAAUCUGACACGCGAAUUUCCAACAUUGGCAAAAUUCUGUCAUGAUCAGAGACUCGAAUACAAGCAGUUCAAAAUAAAAGGGCUCACGAGCCUACGGCAGUUUGAUCGUAAGGUUCGCUUUCGUCUAUUGAAGGACAAUGGAUUCGAGUUCAACAUGCGUAGAACACUGUGGUAUGACAAGUACCACGAGCUCGUGAAAUAUCGUCGCGUCAAUGGGGAUCUUAAGGUGAAACCUAGCGAUAAUACCCUAUACGAAUGGUUAUUGGACCAACGGGCGAGGCGUAAGGGUGUAAAUGGAUAUACGAGUCUUUCCAAUGCCCAAGUGGAACUGUUGGAUGAUAUCGGAUUCGAAUGGGUACCUAACCCUUUGGAUGAUGAAUGGAUGGCAAAGUACAACGAGCUUGUUGACUUUCGCAAUAAGCAUGGGCACCUUUGGGUGCCAGCUGGUUCGCCGAUUUAUUUGUGGAUGAGGCGUCAGAAAAGGCGGCGUGCUGGGAGAGGUAGGGCUCUCUCUGAGGAUCAAAUACGAUUGUUGGAUGACAUUGGAUUCUCGUGGCAGAACGAGCGGUAUGAUAAAAAGUGGCACGCCAAGUAUGACGAGCUAGUAAGGUUCAAACAGACUCAUGGUCACUGUCAGCCAAAGCAAGGGCGGACCAACAGACAGACAGAGAGUAUAUAUCAAUGGACAAUCGAUCAGCGCAGGAAGCGCGACGAAGGACGCCUUUCCGAGAAGCAAAUCAAGCUCUUGGACGAGAUUGAAUUUCCUUGGAAAGGAAUUUACUCGGAGUGGAAAAUAAUGUUCGCCGCGCUGCUUCAAUACUACAAAGAGCAUGAUAAUGUUCAGGUCGAUCGCGACAAUGACUCUACUCUCUACGAAUGGAUGACCAUUCAACGACAACGAUAUCACGGACCUGUAACAAAUGGCUUGUCCAAUGAACAAAUCGAGAAACUGGAAAGCCUAAACUUUAGCUGGUCUCUAGAUUGGAAGGAAAGGACGUGGCAUGAGACAUAUGCCAAGAUUGUGGAGUAUUAUAAGCAGAAUGGUCAUGUGCAAGUGAACAAGAAGGACAAUCCCAGCCUUUAUAAUUGGAUCCAGGUACAAGGCAAGAGGUACAGGGGAAUGAAGGGACAGAAGCCAUUGUCGCAGGAAGAGCUGGAGCUUUUGGAACAGAUUGACUUUUCUUUCUUUGAAGACCAGCCUCGAACGACGUGGAAUGCGAUAUUUGCUGAACUAAAUAGAUACCGAACGGAGCAUGAUGGAAACUUCCCGACUCACAAAGAUGAUCCCAAUCUCUACCGUUGGAUGCGACAGCAACGAAUGAGACUGAGAGGUGCGUAUGGUCAUGUUCCGCUAUCUAAUGAUCAACGGUCACAUUUGGAGAGCAUUGACUUUCCCAUUCUACCAAAUGGGCGCGAAGCAAGAGGCUGGUACGCACAUUAUGAUGAGAUAGUGGAGUUUGCGAAUCGGCAUGGAAAUUUUUUGGUAGACUCCAAGGAAUACACGUCCCUUUAUAAAUGGGUGGAUAAACAACGCAUGAGGUACAAGGCAACUUCCAGUGUGCGUCAGAGACCAUUGAUAAAACCGGAAAUUUACCUUUUGGAGCGAAUCGGGUUUCCUUGGACAUCGGACCGUUACGACGUCGAAUGGCAAAUACGGUACAACGAGCUUGUUCAGUUUCGGAAGGAACACGGGCAUCUCCGAGUUCCACGCAAAGAAUACCAGGGUCUUUACCACUGGGUGAUAAGGCAGCGAGCAAAAUACGACGGAAGGCCAUAUGAAAACUUUAAAGCGGAGUUAUCAACACUGCAAAUUCAGCAGCUGGAAGAGAUUGGCCUUUAUCGGAAAGCAUAG